Messenger RNA from Choloepus didactylus (southern two-toed sloth), 877 nucleotides. It is a transcript of the gene ZNHIT3, whose product is annotated as zinc finger HIT-type containing 3. Gene Ontology annotation, molecular function: protein binding. The transcript has 5 exons. Gene Ontology annotation, biological process: box C/D snoRNP assembly; maturation of LSU-rRNA from tricistronic rRNA transcript (SSU-rRNA, 5.8S rRNA, LSU-rRNA); snoRNA localization. NCBI's taxonomy places the organism in Eukaryota, Metazoa, Chordata, Mammalia, Pilosa, Megalonychidae. The coding region runs from base 45 to 512 and encodes 155 amino acids. Gene Ontology annotation, cellular component: nucleus; pre-snoRNP complex. The record is from RefSeq and is a predicted model, not a curated record.
CACAAGGGUGCGCUCGGGGGUUGGAGCAGGUGGUCUUUGAGAACAUGGCGUCGCUCAAUUGUAGCACGAGCGUCUGCGUGAUCUGCUUGGAGAAGCCCAAAUACCGCUGCCCGGCCUGUCGCGUGCCUUACUGCUCCGUGGCCUGCUUCCGGAAGCACAAAGAGCAGUGCAACCCCAGAACUUGCCUUGUUAAGAAAAAAAUAAGUUCAGCUGUUGCUGCAAGAACUAUAACGCCUGUGGACAACAAAGAUGACGACUCAUCUAUAGCUGAUUUUCUCAAUAGUGAUGAAGAAGAGGAUAGAGUUUCCCUUCAGAAUUUGAAGAAUCUAGGGGAAUCUGCAACAUUAAGAAGCUUGUUGCUCAAUCCACACCUUAAACAGUUGAUGGUCAGCCUCGACCAGGGGGACGACAAAGCAAAGCUUCUGAGAGCUUAUAUGCAAGAGCCUUUGUUUGUGGAGUUUGCGGACUGCUGUUUAAGGAUUGUGGAACCGGCCCAGAGUGAGUCUUCUUAAGAUUGAUUAUGGUGCUGCUCGCUGAAACAUGUGCUUGACUCCCAAAGCCUGGCCCCUCCUUCUCCCAAGAGACCAGCUAGUGUGGAGAAAAGCCCUGCCAGAGCCCUAAGCAAGGCAGGUGGAUUCCAGGAUGCACCCUAGCUGAUGUGGGUUAUGCAAGUCUUCACCUCCAUUGAUGUGGACUUGUUUCAGGCAAAUGAAAUAUCAAAGUGGCAGACCCUUUAUGGAGAGAAAAACUUGACAUUCAUAUGGUUGUUUUUAAGUGUUUUAUUUUUGGUACAGUUAAGAUAGCCUUUAUGUCUGAUAUUUACCAAUUUUUAUACCCAUUUGAGUUAAAAACUUUGUUAUUAAAUAAAAUCAAGAUA